GGAGCGCUGGUCUUACUGUAAAAACAACUUGCACAGGUAUAAAGCAAUAAAAUCGCACAUGCAAUAAACCUAAUAAAGAAAAGACAGACAUGACGGAUCCAUCUACUGAGACCCCAGAUGCAGUAAUGGAGUCCCCGGCCCCCGUGCCAAUUGCUUCCCAAUCUCUGGAUUCGGUAACCGUGGAGGAAAUCGAGGACGACAAGCCGGUAAAAGGAAAAAAGAAAACCAAAAACCCAAAGGGUCGCCACUCGGAAUCCGAUCUGCAAUCCGAAUUAAAAAAGUUGACACAGCGACGGAUCAACGUAGCAGGAGCUCCGAAGAUGCCACUCAAUGGCUAUGUCCGUUUCAUGAACGAUCGGCGAGAGGAACUUCGCAGAGAGCAGCCACAACGAACGGCACUGGAACACACAAGGAUCAUUGGUGAAGAGUGGCACCAGCUGCCCGAGGAAAGGAAGCUGCCCUACAUGGAGGCCGCCGCCAAGGACAAAGCCAUCUAUCAAGAGCAGCUGCAAAUGUUUCUCAAGGAACACCCUGAAAUUGUGGCAAAAGAGUUGGCCAAAGCGAAGAAGGCGACCAAGUUGGACAAUUCGCCGAAGGAGAAAACACCGAAGGCUGAAGCGAAGAAGACCAAAGCAAAACAGGUGAAACGGCAGAGCGAGGACCCCGAUGAUGUUCCACUGGCUAAAGUGAAGCGUGCCCAGACGCCUCCACCUCCAACUCCACCGGCUCCCGUUCAGCCCGCUGCCAAUAAUGUGACGCCUGCUCCACGGCCUCUACAGCCCGGCGAGAUACCCAUCUACACCAACGAGUUUAUCGAGCACAAUCGCAGCACCGAGAACGAGCUUAGGACCCUGCGCAAAGCUAAAACUGAUCUGGAGCAACAGAACGCUGUGCUGGAACAGCACGUUGACAAUACAAAGGCCGGCUAUGCCAAGGUGAUGGGCGAGGUGACCGAACUAAUGGAGGAGAACCGGCGCUUGGAGGCAUACGUUCGGGGCUUGCGCCAAAAAUUGGUCACAGCGCUUGGGGGAAUCUCACUGCCAAAUCUGGAGCCAAGUGGUCCCAGUGUGGGCAACAUUGACAAGUACAUAAGACAUCUAGCCGGGCUCGUUGGUCAGCCAAACAACGUCACUCUAAUCAAGGCACGAGAAGCUCUGCGAAAGGUGGACACCACCAGCCUGCUAAAACCCUAAAAGCGUUCAUUCCAUUUAAGUAUUUGUAGAAAACCCAGAAUUACGAGCCCUUUUAUCCGUUCAUGUAUUUAAUAUUUAUGUAUUUUAAAUAAUAUAUCCAAGAAAUCUAGUA
This is a messenger RNA of Drosophila ficusphila, 1305 nucleotides long. It is a transcript of the gene Hmg-2, whose product is annotated as high mobility group protein 20A. The coding region runs from base 90 to 1193 and encodes 367 amino acids. The record is from RefSeq and is a predicted model, not a curated record. Gene Ontology annotation, biological process: regulation of gene expression. The transcript has 2 exons. Gene Ontology annotation, cellular component: nucleus. Lineage: Eukaryota; Metazoa; Arthropoda; Insecta; Diptera; Drosophilidae.